AUGGUGGCAGCUGAUUCAUGGACUCCUGAGGUUCCUUGGGCUUGUCCUCAGCCUGCAAGAGCUGAGGAGAGCAAGUGGAGCAAGUCCGGAGGAAAGGGUCUGACCCAACCACGGAGACCAGAAGUGGUCAGAGGUGCCAAUGACCAACAGGAAAGCCAACAUCAAGACGGAGAUUCAUGCAUCGGUAAUGCUCACUCAAUAACGUGGAUAGUGGUCUUCCUGUUGAUUGCUGGAUUGGUGAUUCAUUUCAGAGUAUAUUCAAUGACACCAAAGGCUCCAGAAAGAAAUCCAUGUUUGGGGAUUGAAACUAAAGAGAAGUGUUUCAAUUUAUAUGGUGAAACCAAAAACUGGACAGCCAGCCAACAAUUUUGCCAUUCAAAAGGUUCAGAGCUUGCUCAUAUUAAUACAAAAGAGGAAAUGGAACUCCUGAAGAGUCAUGUAGGAAUUGCUAUGCACUGGAUCGGCCUGAGCAGAGAAGAAGGCGGGCCUUGGAAAUGGACAGAUGGCACCACAUUCAAUGAUUUGUUUGAAGUUAGUGGAAAUGGAUUGUUUGCUUUUAUAAAUUCUGACGGAGUCCAGAGUUCCAUGGGCCACCUUGAUCUACUGUGGAUUUGCAGCAAAUCUAAAAUACAAUAG
Sorex fumeus (smoky shrew) is the source of this 636-nucleotide messenger RNA. Its product is annotated as C-type lectin domain family 2 member A-like. The transcript is spliced from 6 exons. Lineage: Eukaryota; Metazoa; Chordata; Mammalia; Eulipotyphla; Soricidae. The record is from RefSeq and is a predicted model, not a curated record. Bases 1 to 636 code for a protein of 211 amino acids.